This is a messenger RNA of Benincasa hispida (wax gourd), 1784 nucleotides long. RefSeq names its product putative protein phosphatase 2C 27. The record is from RefSeq and is a predicted model, not a curated record. Gene Ontology annotation, molecular function: cation binding; protein serine/threonine phosphatase activity. Lineage: Eukaryota; Viridiplantae; Streptophyta; Magnoliopsida; Cucurbitales; Cucurbitaceae. Gene Ontology annotation, biological process: protein dephosphorylation.
UGAAAUUUAAAUGUGCAAUUGAAUUUACAAACAUUGAACAUUUCCCAAUUAAAGGGCAAUUAAAAAAUUUGAUCUUUUUGGUAUAUAUAUGUAUAAUUUGUUAUCUGAUUAUGCUUAUACAGUCCCAACCAACCAAUUUCCAGCCACGCUUUCAAUAGAAAAGUCUGGAAUUUAAAGCAAUUUUCCAAUUCCAAAGCGCUUCUCUAUUUCUUCUUGUUUUGUUGUUUCUUCCUGAAAACAGGGGUUUUUUCUUUUCUUUUCGUUUCUUUUCUUUUCUCACUUUUUUUCAGUAGACAUAUUCUGAGAAUCUUCUUCACCCUCCAUUAUUUUUGCUCUGUUUUCUCUCUUUCUUUCUCUCUCUAGCUUUCUGCUUUCUUCUGUUACUUUGGAUACCCACCUACUCCAAGUUGAAGAAAAACUGAACCACCAAACUUCUCACAGCCCUUUUUAUUUUCUUCUUUCUUUUUAUUAUCGUCAUGUGUGUGACGGAUGCAGAACAGGCUGGGACUGAGAGACCAAAUUCUGGGGUUAAUAAUAGCAAGCCAUGGCCUAUGCAUUGUGAAUUUUUGCAAAAUCAGAUGGGGAAUCCUGAUAAGGAGCCUGCUCUUACUGGAACUAGCGACCAAACUCGCUCUGGGAAUUCUUUUCCUCUUGAAAGCAUUUCUGAGGAUGCUGCAGUUAUAGACAGGAAAGAGAAUCCAUCUACUUUUGUUCCGUCUCUUAGAUCAGGAGAAUGGUCUGACAUCGGAAAGCGUCCUUAUAUGGAGGACACUCAUGUAUGCAUUCAUGACAUGGCUAAGAAGUUUGGCUGUAGUUUUCUGAAUGAGGAAGCUGUCUCCUUCUAUGGUGUAUUUGACGGUCAUGGAGGAAAAGGCGCUGCACAAUUUGUUCGUGACCACUUGCCGAGAGUCAUUGUUGAAGAUUCUGACUUUCCUUUAGAGCUUGAAAAGGUGGUCACAAGGUCAUUUAUGGAGACUGAUGCAGCUUUUGCUAGAUCUUGCACUCUUGAAACAUCUCUAUCUUCUGGCACAACUGCACUGACUGCAAUGAUCUUUGGAAGGUCUUUGCUCGUAGCAAAUGCUGGCGAUUGCCGAGCCGUACUGUCAAGACAAGGGUGUGCAGUAGAAAUGUCUAAAGACCACAGGCCAUGCUGCACAAAAGAAAGAAAGCGAAUUGAGGCCUUGGGCGGAUUCAUUGAUGAUGAUUACCUAAACGGCCUGCUCGGUGUUACACGUGCUAUAGGCGAUUGGCAUCUUGAAGGAAUGAAGGAGAUGAGUGAAAGAGGUGGACCAUUAAGUGCUGAACCCGAACUUAGAUUAAUGACAUUGACAAAGGAGGACGAGUUCUUGAUCAUAGGUAGUGAUGGAAUAUGGGAUGUCUUCACAAGUCAAAACGCUAUCGAUUUUGCUCGGAGAAGGCUCCAAGAGCACAAUGAUGUGAAAGUUUGCUGCAAGGAAAUAGUAGAGGAAGCCAUAAAGAGAGGAGCAACAGACAAUUUAACAGUAGUGUUGGUUAGCUUUCAUUUGGAGCCUCCUCCACCUGUAGUUUUUCAAAGGCCAAGAUUUAGAAGAAGCAUUUCUGCUGAGGGACUUCAGAACCUCAAAUUUCUUCUAGAAGGUGGAGAUAUCUUUGUUUUCUUUUGCUGAUUACCUAAAAUGACCGCCAAGAACUUGCAGUUUUUCAUCAUGUGAAGUAUAUUGAAAAAAUAUGGCUAAAUAUCCUUGAACUUUGUACUAAAUAUAUCGCUCUUAAACUUUCGAGUUUAAAAAUAUUAUUACCUAACA